Contarinia nasturtii (swede midge) is the source of this 1812-nucleotide messenger RNA. RefSeq names its product MRG/MORF4L-binding protein (gene MrgBP). Gene Ontology annotation, biological process: regulation of transcription by RNA polymerase II. The record is from RefSeq and is a predicted model, not a curated record. The transcript is spliced from 2 exons. Gene Ontology annotation, cellular component: nucleus; NuA4 histone acetyltransferase complex. Lineage: Eukaryota; Metazoa; Arthropoda; Insecta; Diptera; Cecidomyiidae. The coding region runs from base 413 to 982 and encodes 189 amino acids.
AUUCUAGUUAAUUUUCAUUUUCACAAAUACAAUUGCAAAAGUGCAUAUUGAUACAAAAAAAAAAAAAGAAUAGAAAGAAAUUGCAUACGAAAACAGUUUUUUCGUGAAUAGGUCAAAUGCACAAGCGAACAUCAUAAAAUUUAGACAAUUUCGUAAAGUUUUGAGCAUAGUCAAAACAACAUUAUUUCUUUUUGCAUUUGCAUCAUUGCAUUCAUAUAACACAAUUCGUAUAAACAUCGCGUUGUCAUUGGAUUGUCAUUCGUUUUGAUAAAAAAAAUUUUUGCAAACAUAUUGAAAAAUCAUUUCAAUUUCGUAAUUGUUUUGAAAGCAACGAAAAAUUGGCAAAAUAUCAAGGAAAAUAAUAGCGAAUACGGUGCAUUUAGAACAACAUAGUCAAUUGCAACGACGCACAAUGGCUGUCAAAGAGAAUUCAGAGCCGGAUGAUUUGGAAUGGAGUACCGAAGAAGAGGUUCAAUUAUUGUAUGCAUUGGACGGAUUACGGCCGGUUGGUAUCAAUAAACAUUUUUAUAUGGCGCGAAUUUGUGAACGAAUGUCAAAUGCAUUGAAACGUGACAUUGCGCCUGAAAUAAUUUGGGCACAUUUACGCACAUGGUACAAUCUGGAUGCACUUGAUCAAAUGGAACGUGUACCAUUUGCUGAAGAAGAGGUGGAAUUUUCGUUGCCCGAGUCGGAGUUCAGUACACUCAUGACUAAAAAGCUGGCUGAAGCCGAAGAAAAGAAACCGAUAGAUAUCAAAACGGAAACAAAUACCAAAGUUAAAGCCUCAACACCACAAAGUACCAGUACCAAAACCCGACCGCAAACGCCAAAGGAAUUGGAUAAAAAAGUAGCCAAUAAAAUAAUGGCCGAACAACCAAAACGAGGACAAAAACGUACGCGUGGCUCCAUUUCGAACGAAUCAAAUAGCAGCCCAUCAACUACACCGCCUCCAACGCUUGCAAAUAAGCGAAGACGAAUCUAAAGCCAGAUUCCCGCGUUCAUUUAAUGACAUGCAUACACACACACACACUUACAAAAAAAGUUGAGCUUUAAUCUGGAUAAAUGUGAACUACCAAAAUGAAAUUACACUUAACGUAAUUGAACACGCGUAAUUAAAUCAAUAUAUACCAAUGAAUGAAUGCGAUAUCCGCACAUGAUGCGAAUGAUUUGAAAAAGAAUGAAAAAAAGUAACCACAAAAAAUUUAAAUUGAACAUUUUGUUUUGUAGAAGGAAAAUCAUUAUUCGAUUGCCAUAAUUUGUAUAGAAAUUACUAAUUGAUUAAUUUUUUUCCAUUAUUUACGUCGUUAAAGUUAAGAUUUAUAGUAUAUGUAAAGUUCUGUAUCGUGAAAGAAAAAAAAUGCAUUUUUUGCUUUUUUUUGUUUGAUUCAAGAUACUGAGAAGUGAACAAAACAAAAUAACUGAUAGUAUCGAUCAAUCGAUAAAGACAUUUUUAAUGGCAAAUAAAUAAUGAACAACUUCAACAUUUAAAUCUAAUGCAUAUGCCCAAAAUCAAAACUAAGAUUUACAAAUAUAAACAAGAAAUGUGCACAUCCCGAGCUCCUUAUGAGAUUUAGACUAUUUGUAGCCGAUUCAUGAGACGGCAUUAAAAUAUAUUGCCCACGAUGUAACUCAAUCAAAAAAAAAAAAAACUAUUUCAUUAAGAGGCCUUUCAUAAAAGGUAGGAAAAAAAAACAAAGGGUUAAUUUUUUUUUGGUCAAACCAAUUUCCCAACGCGGAAACAAAUGAAUGCGGAAACUAAUGCAUACCACGUCGUAUGUAAAAAAAAAAAUUAAAAUAAAAAACAAAAAAAAA